Molecule: messenger RNA, 3211 nt
Organism: Hyla sarda
Lineage: Eukaryota; Metazoa; Chordata; Amphibia; Anura; Hylidae
Product: syncytin-A-like
Exons: 2
Coding region: 1111-2172 (353 amino acids)
Source: RefSeq, a predicted model, not a curated record
GUUACUGUAUUGUAUGUAUCCAUCACACAGUGUCUUUAUCCUGUCAGCAUUUAAUGUUAUCUCUUUGCUAGGAAUGUAGCCGCGAAGGUUAAUUAACCAUAUUAGGACUUCCUAUUCUUACAUGUGUUAUGGCUUUCUCGAUCAUCUGUCUCUCCCAUGAAUUCUCUCAGAAACCUCCGUAUAUCUAAUAUUAUAGGCUAGAGAUUAUACCAAAUAUUUGAGUGACGGAAGGAGGGGUGCAACCCCCCCCCCCCCUAUAUUACGUGCUUACGGACUACCGAAUAAACUAGAGUGAAUUUGACCAGACAAACUGUUGUUACGUGUUAUUUCUGGUAGAUUCAUUCUCCUGGAUCCAGAUAAAGACUUAAAUCAAGCUAACCACCAAAGUUCGGUACCAGGGGUACCUAGAUAAGAUCAGAUCUCCUUACAAUCUGGGGGCUCAGUCCGGGGUCGAGAAAGUCAUCCCCGGAUCCAUAUGAGGGAUAUCUGUUUUAUCCUCUGUCUGAUCCGAGGGCACUGACAGUGUCUCGAUCCAAGUAAGUAGAACCAUUUACUUAGAAACUUCGGGGGGUUGCUUUGUCUGGGACACAGAGUGUCAGGGACACAAUAGACAAAGGCUCAGGGAGUCAUAGGUGAUUAUAAGAGGUGCUCCGGGAGCCCCAUAUCACCUUAGUCAGAGAUAAGUGCACUUAAAACUAAAAGAAGCUGUUCGGGGAACAGAAGGAACCAACUCACCCAUUCCGGGUAGGAGACCAGGUGAUUGUCAAGGCCCUCCAGAAGGGAAAGAAGACGGGGAGCUUCAUCUACGGACAACCCACCGAGGUAGUCUCCAUCACCAAAACAGCGGUCCUCACUGAGCAGUCACCCACCUGGAUCCACGCCACAAGGAUCAAGCUGUUAAAGAAAAGAGAGGUGCUAACGGAGGCAGACAGCCUUGACCUCGAAAAAGGCGAAAAAGGGGUAAAAACGGGGGCAGACAGCCCUGACCCCCAACUAGGCGAAGAAGGGGUACAAACGGGGGCAGACAGCCCUGACCCCCAACUAAGCGAAGGUCUCCAUGAGUUCUGGCAGUUAAUUUCUAAUAAUGACACUGAAUGCGGAACCUGGAAAAUGAAAUACCCUUUGCUAACAGAGACCCCACACUCAGGGGCAGGUAUACACAUAUACCCAGGGAAUUACACAUGCUAUAGGGGAGAAAAGGAAGGUGUCAAUAGAAAGAACUUCACAAAGGGAUAUUGUGCUAGUUAUAGCUCUGUAGAAGUGUCACUCACUCAGAACCAAGUUUUUUCAAUAGGUGACAUUUACUGGAUCUGUGGCGAUGGUAAGUGGAAAGGAGAGUGUGCUCUAGCUAAAGCCAUUAUGAACAUUCACAUAAUCACAGAAGGGGGAGAACACGUAAACUCUGCCACAAAAAGGAUAAAGAGGUCAACACCUGCAGGUAGCGUCCAUCCACAUGUAUACAUAGACACAAUAGGGGUCCCAAGAGGGGUCCCUGAUGAGUUCAAAGCCAGGAGUCAAGUCGCUGCGGGCUUUGAAUCUAUUCUUUCUAUAAUCACUGUGAACAAAAAUGUAGACUGGAUUAAUUACAUUUACUAUAAUCAACAAAGGUUUGUAAACUACACAAGGGAGGCGUUACGAGGUGUUGCAGAGCAGCUCCAAGCUGAUUCCAUUAUGACAUUACAAAACAGAAUGGUCUUAGAUAUGAUUCUUGCAGAAAAAGGUGGGGUGUGCAAAGUGCUUGUGGAUCCUACAACAUGCUGCACCUUCAUACCUAACACUGGUCCCAAUGGUAAAGUAACUAUUGCAAUACAAAAGUUAGAGGACCUGUCUGCCGAACUAAAAAAGAACUCAGGUAUUACAGAUCCCUGGGAUCAAUAUUUUGGAUGGUUUACUAACUGGAAACAUGCAUUAACACAAUUAGCUAUUAUAAUUUUUGUAAUCAUUAUAGUUAUUGCUGCAUUUUCUCUAUGUGUGAUACCAUGUAUUAGGAGGUUGCUAGAAAAGGGAGUCGCCAAUGCCACGGCCACAUUUUACCAGGCCACGCCCUCAUUGGCUAAUGAAGAUACUACACCCAGUGGAUACAUGCAAUACCUAAAACUCUACAGAGAAAGGAAGUUAAAAAAAGGAGAACCGUAUAGUAUAAAAUAUUAUAAGGUUCUAAGAGGGGAUUGAAGGGGUUACUGUAUUGUAUGUAUCCAUCACACAGUGUCUUUAUCCUGUCAGCAUUUAAUGUUAUCUCUUUGCUAGGAAUGUAGCCGCGAAGGUUAAUUAACCAUAUUAGGACUUCCUAUUCUUACAUGUGUUAUGGCUUUCUCGAUCAUCUGUCUCUCCCAUGAAUUCUCUCAGAAACCUCCGUAUACCUAAUAUUAUAGGCUAGAGAUUAUACCAAAUAUUUGAGUGACGGAAGGAGGGGUGCAACCCCCCCCCCCCCCUAUAUUACGUGCUUACGGACUACUGAAUAAACUAGAGUGAAUUUGACCAGACAAACUGUUGUUACGUGUUAUUUCUGGUAGAUUCAUUCUCCUGGAUCCAGAUAAAGACUUAAAUGAAGCUAACCACCGAAGUUCGGUACCAGGGGUACCUAGAUAAGAUCAGAUCUCCUUACACCGGUGAUCUGCUUUUCAUGAGCCAAUGGCCGCAUCAUUGGAUAUAACCGCUUGGAAACCUGAGGAUAUAGUAAACAUUUCUGCUCACACCCAACCUGGGGGCGUGACUUCAGGUGCAUGGCGGUGUCCACAGUCUAGGAGGACAAACCUAAACCAGUAAGCCACCUAACACGGCCCAAAGUGGCUGUUUGGCUGUCUUGGAAAGAAUACGGGGGAUUGCUGCAGGAGGAUGGGGACGUGAGCAAAACUUUUGAGACGUACCUGUGUCUUUGUUGAUGUGGGAGGAGAGACACUGUGCUGCGGAGCUGAGGAAACAGCGUGCCAGAGAGCUCGUCGGAGCGCUGUAACGCGGCAGAACAGCUGACCAAAGCAUAGGUCAGGGGGUGGAAGCAGAUGCCAUACAGGGGCCAAAGUGAGGCUGCAUAGAGUGGGGACACAGCGCCGGGGUCAGGAUGAAGAAGCGACAGAGAAUUAGACACAGCCCAGAGCGCUUUGUAGAUGCAGAAGGAAGGCUACCCAGAACAGACUGAGGACUUGUGGAACAGUGUGGAACACUGACCUUGCAGGGGAUGGCAAUCUAUGGAUGAGUGGAAAAUCAACAACUG